Molecule: messenger RNA, 1850 nt
Organism: Aspergillus uvarum CBS 121591
Lineage: Eukaryota; Fungi; Ascomycota; Eurotiomycetes; Eurotiales; Aspergillaceae
Gene: ugp1
Product: UTP glucose-1-phosphate uridylyltransferase
Exons: 2
Coding region: 144-1706 (520 amino acids)
Biological process (GO): UDP-alpha-D-glucose metabolic process; glycogen metabolic process
Cellular component (GO): cytoplasm
Molecular function (GO): UTP:glucose-1-phosphate uridylyltransferase activity
Source: RefSeq, a predicted model, not a curated record
UCCACAGUAGCAGCUUUCCGUCCUCCUCCUCCUCCUCCUCCACCACCUCGCUCCCACCUUCCUCACAACUUCGUCUUCUUCAUUCAUUCAUUCUUUCUCUCUCCCUCUCCCUCUUCAUCCUCCCCGAAAUCACUACCUUCACAAUGGCCUCCAAAGCUUUGCCCACUCACCUCAGAGCUCCUGCCAGCGAUGCCAGCUCCGGCUCGUUUGGCAAGCACCACGGAAAGUCUCAGUCUCACAUGGCCUUCGAAAAUGCCUCCACCAGCGUGGCUGCCUCUCAGAUGCGCAACGCCCUGAACGCCCUCGCCGAGACUGUUCCCGAUGCCGCUGAGCGCAAGCGCUUCGAGGCUGAGAUGGACAACUUCUUCGCUCUUUUCCGCAGAUUCCUCAACGACAAGGCCAAGGGUAACGAGGUCAAUUGGGACCGCAUCGCUCCCCCCCAGCCCUCUCAGGUGGUUGGCUACGAUGAGCUGGGUGCUGAGGCCUCUGUCGAGUUCCUGAACAAGCUGGCUGUCGUCAAGCUCAACGGUGGUCUGGGUACCUCCAUGGGAUGCGUUGGCCCCAAGUCCGUCAUUGAGGUCCGUGAGGGCAUGUCCUUCCUGGAUCUCUCGGUCCGUCAGAUCGAGCACCUCAACCGCACCUUCAACGUCAACGUUCCCUUCGUCCUGAUGAACUCCUUCAACACCGACCAGGACACCCAGUCCAUCAUCAAGAAGUACCAGGGCCACAACGUCGACAUCAUCACCUUCAACCAGUCCCGUUACCCCCGUAUCAUCAAGGACUCCCUCCUCCCCGCUCCCAAGUCCUUCGAUGCUCCUCUCCAGGACUGGUACCCUCCCGGACACGGUGACGUCUUCGAGUCUCUGUACAACUCUGGUACCCUCGACAAGCUCCUGGAGCGCGGUGUCGAGUACAUCUUCCUGUCCAACGCUGACAACUUGGGUGCCGUCGUGGAUCUCCGCAUCCUGCAGCACAUGGUUGACACUCAGUCUGAGUACAUCAUGGAGCUGACCGAUAAGACCAAGGCCGACGUCAAGGGUGGUACCAUCAUUGACUACGAGGGCAAGGUCCGCCUGCUCGAAAUCGCUCAGGUGCCCAAGGAGCACGUGAACGAGUUCAAGUCGAUCAAGAAGUUCAAGUACUUCAACACCAACAACAUCUGGAUGAACCUCCGCGCCAUCAAGCGCGUGGUUGAGGAGAACGAGCUGGAGAUGGAGAUCAUCGCCAAUGAGAAGUCCAUCGCCGCUGACAAGAAGGGCGAGGCCGACCAGGCCAUCUACCAGCUGGAGACCGCCGUCGGUGCCGCCAUCCGCCACUUCAAGAACGCUCACGGUGUCAACGUUCCUCGCCGUCGUUUCUUGCCCGUCAAGACCUGCUCUGACCUCCUGUUGGUCAAGUCCGACCUCUACCGCCUGGAGCACGGCCAGCUGGUCAUGGACCCCAACCGCUUCGGUGGCGUUCCCGUCAUCAAGCUUGGCUCCGACUUCAAGAAGGUCUCGGACUUCCAGAAGCACAUCCCUAGCAUCCCUCGCAUUGUCGAACUCGACCACCUCACCAUCACCGGUGCUGUCAACUUGGGCCGCAAUGUGACGCUCAAGGGUACCGUCAUCAUCGUUGCCACUGAGGGCAGCACCAUUGACGUUCCCCCGGGCUCUGUGCUCGAGAACUGCGUCGUGCAGGGCAGCCUGCGUAUCCUGGAGCACUAGAUGGUUCGUUGACGUUUGGAGAUUCAGUUCUCACCCCAAUGGUCUGGGGACUGAGAGGCGGAAUUGGCAUGGACUGAUAGAUCUGUCUAUACUAGCAGCGGGGGGGGGGAAACGUGUUGUUCUCUUGUCUGCAUCAUCCUUUUU